ACUGCCGUUAAGGGGACACACCGAUACGGGGGAUCGGGGUGUCCUCGGCCAAGUGUCGCAUUGCCAGGGUGAUGUGUGUCGGGAAUAUGAGGGAAAUGGAAGGUCAGUUGUUGGUAUUUUGAGCUCGGAGUCCCGCACUUGCUGUACGUACCUUUCCCUUUUUGGUAACUCGCCUGUGGUGCUGCUGCCCCGGGUCAGGAGAGACAGCCUGCAGGAUCAAACGUCCCCCUUCCCGGGGAAACUGGGUCACCAAACACUGGCCUGUCACGGUGAAUUUGCUGUUUGAUCAUCGGGUGGGUCAGGUCUGCAGCUCUGCAAAAGACGUGCAAUCCUCCCGAUGACCGUCUAGAUUAAAUGAGCACGAGGAGCACAAGUUGAAGUCAUCGCAGAAGGACAAGGUUCGGCAGUUCAUGUCCUUCACGCAGGCAGGGGAGAGGACAGCCGUGUACUGCCUGACGCAGAAUGACUGGAAACUAGAAGUCGCCACAGACAACUACUUCCAGAACCCAGACCUCUACUACAAAGAAUCCAUGAAAACCUCAGUGGACCGCAAGAAGCUGGAACAGCUCUACAACAGAUACAAAGACCCCCAGGAUGAGAACAAGAUAGGCAUUGAUGGGAUCCAGCAGUUCUGUGAUGACCUGACGCUGGAUCCAGCCAGCAUGAGCAUCCUUGUGGUGGCAUGGAAGUUUAGAGCGGCCACGCAGUGCGAGUUCAGCAGGAAAGAGUUCCUGGAUGGCAUGGCUGAGCUAGGCUGUGACAGUCCUGAAAAACUAAAGACGAUCCUUCCCAGACUAGAGCAGGAGCUGAAAGACACAGGGAAGUUUAAAGACUUCUACCAGUUUACCUUUAAUUUUGCCAAGAACCCCGGCCAGAAGGGUUUAGACCUCGACAUGGCUCUUGCUUACUGGAAUCUAGUUCUCACAGGUCGCUUCAAGUUCUUGGAUCUCUGGAAUCGCUUCCUGCUGGAGCAUCACAAGCGCUCAAUUCCCAAGGACACGUGGAACCUCCUCCUGGACUUCGGCAAUAUGAUCGCAGAUGACAUGUCCAACUAUGACGAGGAAGGGGCGUGGCCUGUCCUCAUAGAUGACUUUGUGGAGUUUGCUCGGCCGAUUGUGACGAGUAAGCGCAACAUCACAUAGUGCUCGUCCCGGCUUCCUGCAGCGGACGGAGUUUGCGUUUCUCCCGAUUUUCUUCUUCUUUUUUUGAAUGAGGAUUUUUAUACAAACGAGCCAAAAAGAGAGUUCUUCUCAAAAAGCCUGUCUGCAGCUUGUCGUUAAGAUUGUUCUUCCAACAGCAUCAGAUGCCUUGACCGAGGAGCGACCUGGAGGACCAGUUCAGAGAGGAAAGCAGGAGGGGAAUCAGCAGGAGAGAGAUGAUGAUGUGUUGUUUUUUUUUGUUGUUGUUGUUAUUCGCCGGAAAGGACAGACUUUGUAAUUGCAAUAUGGAAAUGAUGGGUUGCCUUGAACUCGUCACGUGUGGGCAAAUCACCAACGGGUGUGGCUUCGAACUGCUGCUGCUGCUGCUGCUGCUGCUGCGGACUUGGCUCACUGACCUGCACCCUCGGCACAGUGAGGAGGGACAGAGGCGGUGAACUUUCAGCACAUGCAGAGAUUUAAAGUUACAGAUGCAGUAGGAUGUGGCCUCUUACAUUGUCAAUUGUGGAUGGAACAGUACGUUAAAACCUGCAUGUUUUUGUCAGCUAGUGUGAAGCAGUGCCGUGGAGGAGGAGGAGGAGGAGGAAGGGGAAAAGUUCUCUACAUUAUUUUCACUGAGAUUGCGAAUGUGUGGCUCUCGAACAAUCACACUGAGAGUUGUGUGUGUGUGUGUGUGUGUGCGUGCAUGUGUGUGUGUUUGGGGUCGGGGGUUGAACAUAUUGCCUCUUCUACAAUACGAUGCUAAAUAUUUUAAUUUGGUUUUAUGAUAAUUAGAAGUUAGCUGGGCGACAGCGAAAAGAUCCACAUUUUGCAUUCACACAGAGAGUUGGACAGAGCAGCAUGCUUUACGGGCUCAGCACCAGCAGAAUCACUGUUGUUACAGAUGUAAAAUGCUGUACUUAUAGGAAACAAACAAUAGAUUCAGCUUUAGAAGAACAGAAAUGUAUAUCUGAGAAAACAGGAAAUCGUAUUUAUAAUCAUGAUUAGUACAUAAGAAGCAUUUAGGAUCCUCAUUUUUUGAAAUGCUUCUGCAUCACUCUGUUGACUUAUUUUUGCAGUGAACUGCUGUACACACACACACACGGAGACUGACGGACAGGCACAUUGACUGUUUUCUAUUAUCCAGGUGAUUUGCCAACAAACUGCACUGAUUUACACUUUUUCUGUUGUAGGUUUUCUUUAUCAGGCAGCACUGUACACACAUACAGAGCUAUUCAGUUUACUUGACAGUAUGUUCACUUACAUAUAAACUAGACUUUUUAAAAUGAACAUCUACAUCCCAGCUGAGAGUAUUUUAACUGUUUGUUACACUGUUUGGGGUUUUGGUCUGUUGCUUUUCAUGGAUUAGCGGCUGUAGUGCAAUGGCGGCAUGUUCAAGUACCGUACAGAGAAAAACGUCACUUUAAAACAUACUUGUGCUGCCAUCUAGGGGUGCAAUGCUUUUCCUCAAUACACAAUUUAGUGUUGCUCUUACAGUUUAAUUAUAAACACUAAACACAUCCCCCUUUCUUGGCUAAAGAGUGCGACAGAAGGUAGAGCUCAGGUACUAGUCGUCCUCUCCUAGACACAGUGAGCAGUAGGUGGCUUCCUGCACUUACAUCAGAGUUUGCCAUCUAACUACGCUGAUCUUGUUUUACUGUUAUGACCGUGAUGAACACUUUGCCAUGUGUUUAAAUAAGGAUGGAUUAUUUCCCUGCGUCAAAUUUCUCAACUACAGGGUACAUACUUGCCUUUUGUUUUCCUCAAGCCGACAGACUUGAGUUAAAGUUCUUAUAUUUAUGUAAGCAGACGUCAGACAUUAACUAUGGUGGUGUGAGUGAAAUAGGCUUUAAAGGGGCAGUGCAACCAAGAAUCAAAAAUGGCAUAUUUUUCCUCUUACCUGUAGUGCGGUUCAUCAAUCAAGAUUAUUUUGGUGAGUGGUCGAGUGGUGGAGAUAUCUGCCGUAGAGAUGUCUGCCUUCUCUACAGUAUAAUGGGACUAGAUGGCACUCGGUUUGUCGUGUGCAAAGUGGAAAAAAAAAACCCGGUACCGUAUGAUACUCAUGAUAAUCUACAGACCUUGUUGUGAGUAAUUUCAUGUAGCAGCUGUUUUCUUCUUACCAAACUACACCCAUAUCACCACACAAAAGGAAGCAUGCAUCUACUGCUAGCUCACCUAGCACCACUGAGCUAGCUAACGUCACAGCUGAGGAGGAUGCCAUUAAUGUUCUCAUCUCGCUUUGUCACGAACACGAGCCUCUUGCCUAUGAGUAGAUGCACACUUCCUUCUGCAAGGUGAUACAAUUGGUAGGUGUAGUUCGGUAGAAAGAAAAUAGUUCCUACAUGAAGCUUCUCACAACAAGGUCUGUGGAUUAUCUUG
Messenger RNA from Epinephelus lanceolatus (giant grouper), 3515 nucleotides. RefSeq names its product DCN1, defective in cullin neddylation 1, domain containing 2b (gene dcun1d2b). The record is from RefSeq and is a predicted model, not a curated record. Gene Ontology annotation, biological process: protein neddylation. Lineage: Eukaryota; Metazoa; Chordata; Actinopteri; Perciformes; Serranidae. Gene Ontology annotation, molecular function: cullin family protein binding; ubiquitin conjugating enzyme binding; ubiquitin-like protein binding. Gene Ontology annotation, cellular component: ubiquitin ligase complex.